AUGGGCAGUUCAGAGGUGCAGCUGUUUGAGGAUGAAUUUCCACUUGUCCGAAGCUGUCCUCAAUUGAACGAACUUCGUAGUGCACAUGAGUUAACCGACCUCGUCAUUCAGGCAAGUCACUUCCUCUCAAUACAGAGUUUCAACGCUAACAGUUGAAGGAUGACAAGUUUCUGCAUGUGCACCGGAUUAUCUUAGCCUCUAGAGUCCCUUCCUUGCGUGCGACGAUGGCGAAGACGGCUUCAGAUCUUCAUUGGCCAACGGUCUCCAUUGAGUAUCACUGUUUCCUUUCCUAAUGGAUCUUUCUGAGGUCUGCAUCGUCACUCAUAGACUACCUGUACACAGGUCGGAUUGAAAUCAGUAAUGCCAAUGCGACCAACAUGAUUUUGUUGUCGAAACAGUUGUCACUUCCCUGUGUGGAAAAUUGGGCUGUUUAUUUUUUAUCUGUCAGGUAACAUGCCAUGUUGAUCUGUUCAGUGCCGAAGACUUCAGAAUGAUAACCUUUCGGAAUCAUGGAAUUUCGCGGAAGCCGUGAAUUGUGAGGGUCUUCGAGACGCUUGUGUGCACCACAUGAAAGCAUUUUUCGAGGCAGUUGUUGCUAGUGACCUUCUCCUUGAACUUCCUGCAGACGUGCUACUCUCCGUACUGCGAGACGAUGACUUGCAAGUGAGCAGUGAGGAGAAGGUUUUCGAAGCUAUCAAAAGAUGGGUCCGCCCAGCCGGCACUAUUGAUGAGGAGAGGAUAGUUCAUACUCCACAGAUGCUGAGGGAAGUUCGAUGGAGUCAAACGAAGCACCAUUUCAGGAGACGUUUAAUGGAGAGUGACGACCUUAUCGUCAGCAGCGUAGACUGCAUGUAUGCGAAAACUCGUUUGUUAUUCUUCCUCAACUGUCAGUCAGUGUGUAGGUCUUGCAGAUCAUUGGAUAGGAUAUUCGAUGUUAGGAACGCAGGAGGAAUGCCCCUUCAACGCUAGCCCUCGACCGGCAAGUCUUGCGGCGUCUAUUAUCGUCUUUGGGGAGUCGGCAGCUGAGAACCGGCGUUUGAUUUGUCAGUUCGAUUUGGAGGCAAACACUUGCGAGGAACUCGGCACCAUGGAAGGUCUUUGGGGCGCAAAAUUUGUGUCCUUUGGUGGUGAGCCCUUAUUUCUAUUUAUUUGUAGUGCAACUUUUAGCCGAGGCUGUUUGACAUGAACUGGAUAUCGCUUCAAACAUUUCGAUUCGUGGGAUCGUUUGUUCUUCAGUCUUGCGCGCUGCAUUAAUACUGCUGUUUGGGCGUACCGCUUGGCCUAUAUUUAUUUUUUAUUGUUGGAAUUUUUGUGACAGGUGGCGUUCUUUUAUGCCAACAUGCAAUUCGGAUGGUAGAGACAGCCUCGGAAUCCUAACUUGCCCACAUUUUCUGCCACAUUUAAUUAGUUUCUGCUUCGUUCUGCUUAGAAGUUCUGCAUGUGAUGCUGAGCGAUGGGAUUUGUUGAUUUUAUAUUUAGGAAUUAACGGUGGUAUCGAAUUUAUGUUAAUCCCGACAUCCACUACUUCCUGGUGCAUAUUUGCAGUAGACAUAAAUGAUAGUUCUCCCUGGUAGUGAGACGAAUUUAAUUCUCCUUAAACAUCGUUUAUUUACUUCGCGACAGAGAGCGUUUUUGUCAUUGGAGGCAGUGUUAACGAGGAAGGUUCCAGUUUACGUCGAGUACGUGAAUUCUGUACGAGAGAACGGCGGUGGCGGAGGCGAUCUGACCUGGAGAUUUGUCGCCGCGAUCACACCGCAACUGUUGUCGCAGUCAGCGAACACGAGGAGGACGCGUUGGUAUUUGUUUGCGGGGGCUGCUCUAGUUUGAACGGUGAUGUGAGCAUGGAACUCGGUUCAUGUGAAUUGUUCGAUUUGCGCAAUGACAGGCAAGUAGCUGUUUUCGCAUGUCUUAUGUCUGACAAAAAAUACCUCAGCUUAGACCGUUACUCGCCGUUUAGUUCCAUAAGUACGUCUGAACAUGAUAGAGUAGUGCGGGUGAGUUUGUGACAUCCUUAUCACCGUAAACAAGGAGACUGUGAAAUGGAAUCUUGACGGUUGGGGCUGCUACUUGCCCUUUGGGGCAGGCCGGCAGAGUACAGUCGAAGGGGAAGGGUCAAUGCCUAAUGGUUAAGAGUCGCAGUACGGGACAGUAACUUGAUUGGACAACACAUUUUCCCUAACAAAGUUUUCGACUGUUGAUAACCUCUUGCCGUUUUCGGAUUUUUUCGUCAUGCACCUAACGUUGCUGAUCUAAUGACCUCCAUUAUUGACCUAUUCCGCGCCGUUAAACUGGCCAUAUUGCCAGAAAUGACCCAAUAAUUAAAAAAAAUUAUGUAGUGCCCGGGUUCUUCAAUGGAUCGAAGUUCUAUUCUCCGUUGGCAUUGCAGACAAUAUAUUCCUCCUCGAUGUUGCCAACUGGUUCGCCUUUUCCUGAACUCAACUCUUGUUGUCGUCACUCAUUUCCAACAGCCAGCAAUAGAAAUAUAUUGUGGCACAAAAGUUUAUCAAUACCUCUGAAUGAAGUAACCUCCGAAAUGCUAGUUAAACAAGGAUCCACAAGAAAGAAAAGUGUUCAUUUCCGUUUGGGCUUUCCUUCUGCUGCAAUCUGCGAGUUCGCCCCAGCGUCCGCGUCUCUGUCACCUUCCAGAACGUGCACUAGCUCAAAACAAAACAAAAACGAAAAGACGGCCUUAUAUCUUCUUAAGACAAACAGGAUCCAGUUAGUCCCCCACAGUUGAUUUGCGGGAUUCCCACAAGUCGAACUUCGUAACUGGAACACUUUGUGACCAAUCCCAUUUUGGUAGUGAAUGAUGCUUACUUGAUCCACUAGAUAAUGUCUGUAACCAACGGCGAGCAUCAUAUUGAAGUCUGAAUUCCAUGCCGCUUUCCUUCCCAGAAAAAGCGUUUUAGCAUACAACGUAUGGGCUGAUCGACCGGGACCACAAACAGACGUCGAAAUCUGCCAAGUUUUAAUCAAACUGUCUUUCCUCUGCCUACGCGCCAGUUAGUUUGAGGUUCAGAACCUCCCACAACCGACCCUGACACGUGUGAAUUUAGAGGCCAGGAGGUGCCUCUGCUUGUUGUUGACUCGGUCUUCGAGUUGUUGGUAUAAAGCGUAAGGUUCAUAGAUGCAGCGCAAGUCGGCUUCAUUGUAAGCAACUCCUCACCCAUGUCACCACUACGACGUCUUUCCGUCGCUUUCGACGGGCUAACUGUCAACAAGCUACCGACGACCAUCACGGACUAGAACCAUUGUGUACGGUGUACUGAUGAGCUCCGACAAAGGGGAAGCAGCUGUCCGCGUCUGCCGUCCUUGUAUCCAAUUUGCCUACACUGGAACCGCUAUAGAUAGGAUUCGCGACUAGAAUGCUAUUUUCGCCAGAGAAGGAACAUAAGCUCUCUAGAACAGCUUUGUCUGCGGGUUGGCGUUCUAGACAGCAGGGCGGACCAACUCGAAAAGUUGUUCGAUGUACCUGCGACACAGGCUUUUGACGGUGUAUAGCCCACCCGGCUGUUUGAAGCAUGGGCCAGCCAAUAAAGUUGUUCGAACGACAUGCUUUUGCGUCCCGGACUGUCUCACUCGUCAUAAUGUUGUUUACCAGCCUAGUCAACCGUCUUUGGUUCUUCCUAGGUGGCACCAACUUCCCAAAAUGCGGGAAAAGAGAGAUGCACCUGCAGCCGUCGCGCUUUCUGACGGACGUGUUUUCGUGUUCGGCGGCUGGAACGGCGAACUCUGUCUUGCCUCCGUCGAAUUCUGCUGCCUUCAAGCUGACUGGUCCAACACUAUUGAGACGGCCAGGACAGAGGAUUUCUGGCGGCCCCUUGCGCCGAUGAGAGCGCCGCGCUACGCUCAUGCAGCGGUGGCCUUCAAGGGAAAGAUAAUCGUGGCUGGAGGUUUAGCCGUAGACGAGGACGACAGUCACAAUGAACAGAGUGUUGUGGAGAUAUUUUCCCCGCCGGACGCUGAAUGCCCACUCGGCGAGUGGACGCGGGUUGUGGAUCUGCUCGUACCCCGGUCCUAUUUUUCCCUGCUGGUGUACAAAGGCAGACUUUACGCCUUGGGUUAGCAUUUCCCUGGCUGCCACCUUACUUUUGUUGACACCUUUCAGUCAAUAAUAUUUUAGUUCUGUUCAAGGAAUUAGGUGUGAAACACGUCUUUACCUUCUCAGAAGGCGUUUGGAUUGCCACUACUCGUCCUAUGUUGAUUCUACAAUUGGUCUUCUUUUUGGUACAACCUCAAAGUCAGUCUCAUUUAAACUAACUGGACUGUUUGCGUAACCACAUCGGUGAACAUGCUAGUGUUUCCACACCUAACUCUGCGUCUUUAUGUUUCCACUAGGAGACGGAAAUACGAUCGAGAAAUUCGCCCCGGAGGAUCCGCCGGCUACAGCCGACGACCUGUCCUCCUGGUCUUGGGCCGAACUGGAGCCCCUAAACGAUCUGGAUUCUAUCGACGGAGCGGUGGUUAUUUAA
This is a messenger RNA of Spirometra erinaceieuropaei, 4472 nucleotides long. Lineage: Eukaryota; Metazoa; Platyhelminthes; Cestoda; Diphyllobothriidea; Diphyllobothriidae. The record is from the annotation of a GenBank genome assembly.